AUGCACGUACGCUAUCUUCGGCAGCUGGUUGCCCAGGUUGACGCCCAGCCUGAGCAGAGACUGUCACCCGCGACCCAGCGCCUCAAGGACGCCAUCGAGGCCAAGUCGCACUUGUACAUGCACUUUACCGAAAUGUUUACGGAAAUUCCCCCCCAAGAGCAACAGGGACACAAUCAGACCGUCGUUCGCGACUAUAAUCACAUGCUGCAGCUUUUGAGCCACAUUGUCAAAACGGCGCCGCCCCCGGGGUUGGGGAUACCCGUGCCGCCUAUGGCUUUGAUCCUCACGAAUCCAGCAAAUACUGCGAGUGGCCUUGCUGCUUUCUCGGACCCAGAGGUCAAUGUCCUGAUCAAAGGUAUCUUGAACGAGUGGGCAGACUUUCUCGGGAGCGCCGACUCACUCCCAUUCGUCCAAAAUGGCGUUGAUGGCUGGCUUGACAAGAAUUCGCUAGCAGAGCUAGAGCAAGUUGCCAACCUCGAAGUCGGCAAGCCAUCGAGCUUUGCGGAACUGUUUGAGUGUGAUGCCCAGGAUAAAUACUACGGCUUCCGCUCCUGGGAUGACUUCUUCACUCGACGCUUCCGGCCGCAUAUGCGACCAGUCGCUGAAGCCGACGACGAUAGCGUCAUCGUCAACGCCUGCGAAUCCGUCCCUCACACAGUCGGUAUGAAGGCAAAGCUCCGCGACACCUUCUUCAUCAAGGAUCAGCCGUACUCUGUUCUUGAUAUGCUGGGACACAAUCCAAUUGCCGAGAAAUUCGACGAUUCCACAGUGUACCAGGCCUUUUUGAGCAUGCACUCGUACCACCGCUGGCACGCGCCCAUCUCGGGCACGAUUCACAGCGCCUACGUCGUCGACGGCACGUACUACAGCCUCCCGCGCUUCUUUGCUGCCGAUCAGCCUGGCGUCACUUUUCCCAGGAAGCCGCAGGGGUUCGGGCACGCUAUGCGAUAUCUGAGCGAAAUGGCCACGCGGGCCGUCAUCAUCAUCGAGGCCGACGAGCCGGGCCUGGGACUUGUCGCCUUUGUCGCGGUCGGCAUGGUGGAAAUUAGCACAUGCGAGAUUACGGUUGAGCCAGGACAGCAUGUCAAAAAGGGCGAUGAGAUGGGGUCCUUUCAUUUUGGCGGCUCCAGCUACUGCUUGCUGUUCCAGCAUGGUGUCGAGCUCGUCGAUCUGCCUGCCGAGGGAAACUUUUCCUCUCCAAACAUGCCGGUCCUGAGCAAAAUUGCUACGGUAUUGCGACCUAGUCUUACAGAUCAGCUAUAA
Beauveria bassiana ARSEF 2860 is the source of this 1263-nucleotide messenger RNA. RefSeq names its product phosphatidylserine decarboxylase family protein. NCBI's taxonomy places the organism in Eukaryota, Fungi, Ascomycota, Sordariomycetes, Hypocreales, Cordycipitaceae. The record is from RefSeq and is a predicted model, not a curated record. Gene Ontology annotation, biological process: phosphatidylethanolamine biosynthetic process. The transcript is spliced from 4 exons. Gene Ontology annotation, cellular component: mitochondrion. The coding region runs from base 1 to 1263 and encodes 420 amino acids. Gene Ontology annotation, molecular function: phosphatidylserine decarboxylase activity.